AUGAAUAUUUUUUCAGCAGCCGUGCCGUUCGCAGCUCGCUUGUCAUUUAAAAUAGUAUACCAAUUUAAUGCGACUCCUAAAAUCUCCCCGUUAAAACAAAUUGCUCAAAUGACUCUGGAAAGAUUUGUAAGCUCCUGUGAAUUAUGGCUCAGGUUAGCCAUGUUUAUACUAGGACCACUCAGAGAUGCUCUUUUAAACGUUUUGUACAUCAACGGAGUGCCAAAGCAACCAAAAGAUUUGUACAAGUUUUUAAUAUCUAAGAAAACUCUACUGGCACAGUUAAAAGGCAGAGGGGUGAUUACUAAACCACAAUGGGAAAUUUUAUACCCCCAAGGUAAAACCGAAACCGACUCGAAUCUUUUCGAUAUUACGCUGAUUUUAGUGUUAAUUAAAGAAUUGACAACUAUUAAGCCAAAUGAUGGAAACUGGCGACAAGAUGAUCCACCAGGUAAUGACAAAUCAGUAGGAGCAUUUUGUAUUAGAGCAAGACAGAUGCGCAACUACCUCAUUCAUUUUCCUCGUAUAACAGCUUUAAAAGAGGCAGAAUUUUCAACCACAUGGGAUGAACUUCUUGUUGCGCCCCGCCGAAGGGACAAUUUGUUGCUGCGAGCAAUUAUUUUGUACAACCAAACGAAAUUAAACCAUCAUGACACUCAGAUACAUGAAUUGACAAAUAAAAAUCUGUCUCUUGAGAAUCAGACAAAUAAUAUAAUUAAAAAGUUAGAACGCAUGAGAUGUAAGUUGUGGAGUAAUUCUAAUGACAUCGAGGAUAUUCAAGAAGAGCUGGAGCAAGCACACAACUCUAUAACACAGAUGCAAGAAGAUAUUGCUUGUUUGAAAGAUGAUGUAAAAGGUCUGAAAGUUCGUGUAGAGAAACUGGAAUCGUGGCCAAAUUUUCUAACUGCAUUGCAAAAGCUGUAUCAACAGUACUAUCCAAUCAGUGUGAUUAGCAUCGCAAUUAUUGGUAUUGCUGUAUCCACAUGCUACUUUUCUUCAGCAUUAACAUACUGUAAUUCGGUAACAUACAGAACUAGAAUGUACGAUAUAGGACGUGGUUUUAAAGCAAACUUAAAAGAUCCAUUGCAUUUUCUUUUAGGUGACGACAAAAAUUUAAAAGAAGCUUCUGAUCUUUUAAGGCAGUAUUAUCUAGAAGGAAUAGGAAAAGAACACAUUGAAAGUAUAAAUGGACAAACUAUAUCCCGAAAAAGAUUCUAUGUAGACUUAGCAGUUGUGGAUAGCUUAGAUGUUGAUAUUAAUAACACACAUUCUGCUAGAGAGUUUCACAUCAAGCAGAUGUUAUCACAAAAAGGAAAAUGCACCAUGGAAAAUCUUUUGGAUGAAGAAAAUCAAAUUGUUUUGCUGAGAGGUAUUGGAGGAAUUGGAAAAUCUUUUAUGGUAAAGACAAUGGCCUUGAAUUGGGCUGAGAACCGUAUUUGGACAAAUUUUCGAUUUGUUUUUUUAUUCAAGUUUAGAGAAAUGAAUGUAGUUCGCAAUAUUUCAUCGCUCUCUGAUUUAGUCCUGAGAAAGUAUCCGCUCCUGUUUACAAAAAUAAAAUUCACUGACCUUGUUCCUGCUUCAAAAAAAAUUAUUUUUAUCAUGGACGGAUUGGAUGAGUUCACCAGAGUUGAAGAUUUGCAUAUUAUUUCAAAACAGGAGUCAGACAACGUUAGCGAUAUUUCAAAAGUCAUUUUUGAAACAAUAAAUCCGCAUAAUGCUUUAAUGCCUGGUCAUAAAACAGUUAUUACAUCCAGACCAAAUGCUUGUCCUGUUUUACGAAAGUCUUUUUCUACGGCUUCAAUUAAACAAGUUGAUAUUCUUGGAUUUAGCUCAGAGCAGGUACUUGAUUACAUUAAUGUUUUUAGUGGAUCAGAUACCAAACUUGGAAACCUUUUACGCAAAAAAAUUUAUGAAUCAAAGCAGUUAAAACUCCUUUCGAGGAUCCCAGUUUUUUUGUGGACAAUUUGCUCUCUAUAUCAAGAACAACGACUUCUCCAUGCACCGAAAACAACAACAGAGUUAUUUGUUUGGCAAUUAACGUUGUUUCUACAUCGACAUUACAAAACCCGACCAAGUAACCAACUUACAUCAAAUGUUUUUGAUAUUUUCAAAGAAAAGUGUGUACAAAAAGUUGUAUUUUCUUUGUCCUUUCUUGCACAAAAGAUGCUUGCAGAUGGCGUCAUUCUAAUAGAUGUCGCUGGCAUACCAAAGGAGAUAAGAAACGAAAAUAUUGAAGCUACUGGUUUAGUUUCAAAACUUCAAACAAUGGAUGGACUUAAGUAUCAAUUCAACCAUCUUUUAAUGCAAGAGUUUUUAACAGCUGUGUACUACUUCUUUCCUGAAGGCAAACAUAAAAAUGACAUUACAUCAAACCCCUCGUUAUCUGGCUGUUUACCACUUGUUUGUGGUCUGCACGGAGCUUUAAAAGUUAAAUCUGAGUCUUCGUCUAUUUUAAAACAAUUUGUAAAAAAUAUGGGACUUGUUCAACAUGGAAUUAAUCCUCUUAACAACUUGUUAAGAACUAAAAAUCCGCAAUUACUUCAAGGAAUAUUUGAAUACCAAAACAACCUUAGCGAAAAGAUCAUUCAACAGUGUAAACUGACAUCUGGUUGCAGUGAUUUAUUCUUAACAGUGGAUGCUUCACACACACAAUCUGAGCUUGUGUAUUUUCUUGAAAAAUACAGAAAUGACUUUGAUGUAUUGGGUAUAACAUUUAAACAAAAUCAAGGUGGCGUAUCCUGUGUAGUUGGAUUGUCAAAAAUCAUGUCAGACAUUUGUAGUGUAAGCAGUUUGAUUAUAUAUUCUAAUUCUUUUGAUCAAGGCAGUUUAAAGUAUUUCAUAACUUCAUUGCACUAUUGCUCCAAAAACUCGGUUUAUACUUCUAAAUGGUAUUCCAUAAUUUUUGUUUAUUGGGGAGAGGAUUUCGAUAGAGAUUACGGUGAAGUGACUCGCGCUUUAUUUGAUACUUUACUACUUUAUAAACAAGUUCACUUGCAUGUACCCUCUCACUCACGACGGGUGAUCUACGAUCUUCGUAAAUCAAUAAUGCAAAACAAAUAUGAAAUGAGAUUAGAAAAGCUACAUUUAGACAUUCGUGCGAUAAAGCCAUAUUUUUGUGAGAUGUUAGCUGAAAUAUUGUUGCGUGUUAAAGACGUUGAAGUACAGAAAACUAGAAGCGCAUUUUACAGAUUUUCUGACGAAGAAGUAGACUGCUUAAAGCAAGCAUUGGACAAAUUGUUGAAAGAAACUUAAAUUAAGUCUAAAUUUUUGAAC
Molecule: messenger RNA, 3270 nt
Organism: Hydractinia symbiolongicarpus
Lineage: Eukaryota; Metazoa; Cnidaria; Hydrozoa; Anthoathecata; Hydractiniidae
Exons: 7
Coding region: 1-3249 (1082 amino acids)
Cellular component (GO): cytoplasm
Source: RefSeq, a predicted model, not a curated record